Messenger RNA from Saccoglossus kowalevskii, 4347 nucleotides. RefSeq lists its product as uncharacterized. Gene Ontology annotation, biological process: DNA integration. Lineage: Eukaryota; Metazoa; Hemichordata; Enteropneusta; Harrimaniidae. Gene Ontology annotation, molecular function: zinc ion binding; nucleic acid binding. The record is from RefSeq and is a predicted model, not a curated record.
AUGGCAACAAACGUUAUCACAACGCCAACGGGACGGGGUAGAAUACUAUCGCCUUCAUUUCGGGACAUUGCUCCUAGUACUGUCGGCGAAAUUAGACAACAGGGCGAGGAAUUGGGUUAUCAGGGGGCAGAUUUAGAUAAAUAUGUCCGUUCUACAUUUAAACAAAUGCAAGACCAAGAACGAACUGAACGUUUGGCUGAAAGAGAAAGCCAAGCGCGUUUGGUCGAAAAAGAACUGGAACUGACAAGGCUAAAAAUGGAAAUGUUCAAAACGGGACAAUCUACAUCUGAAUCCAAAACCUCUCCCUUUUCAAUUAAAAUUAAAGCCCCUCCUGAUUUUGUGCAAGGAGAUGACAUGGAUGUGUAUAUAAGGCGUUUUGAAAUAUUUGCUAAUAAUUGCCAAUGGAGCCAAGAUGUAUGGGGGGUCGCAUUUAGUGGGCAGUUGUCGGGGAAGGCAUUGGCUAUAUAUAAUGCAUUGGAUGUUGAGCAGACUAAGGAUUGGGCGAGUGUGAAAUGCGCUAUGCUAAAAGCAUACAAUCUUACCGAGGAAGGGUAUAGGGAGAAAUUUAGACAAUCUAGACCUGCUAAGUUUGAAACGGCUACCCAAUUUGUCGUUAGGCUAAAACAUUAUUUGGCACGAUGGGUUGAACUGUCUGGCAUUGAAAAUACAGCGGAGGUAUUAAUAGAUUUAAUUGCACAGGAGCAAUACCUGUCCACUUGCAGUUAUGAAGUUGUGAUGCAUGUCAGAGAGCAUGCGUGCAAUACUGUGGGUGAGAUGGCUACCUGUGUUGAUCGUCGUGAUGAAAGUCGACACUACACUGGUAUGAACCAUAAAACACCGCGUGUAGAAAAACCAUCCAAAAAUACUAGUCAGUUACCCAGUCGUGCACAGGGCUUAGAAGCGACAGGGGGUCAACAGUCAAAAUGUAAACCAGUAUGCCAUCGGUGUGGUAAGCUGGGGCACAUGAAGACUAAAUGCUGGUCAACACGUGAUGCUAAAGGCAACAUAUUGACAGUUGGGGCAUGCAUGAAUACUCGUAGCGUCCUUAAUGCCUCAUCUGACAAAUCUACUGUGGCUAAUAGGGCAAGUACCUCGGUGCUGAUCACGGAGAGCAAACAGAUGCAAAUGACUAAAAUUGGAGAUAAGGUUCUGCCUGUGCCUGCUAUGAUGGGGAUUGGUAUCAGUGAGGUGGCUGAGACUAUAUCCAUGCCUAUUGCAGUGGGCACAGUGAAUGGUCAUAAGGUGAGUGUUCUCCGUGACACUGGUUGUAGUGGGGUAACAGUACGAACUAGUUUGGUGCACCCAUCGCAAAUGAGUGAUGAGGAGGGCACUUGCAUACUAAUUGACGGUUCUAGAAUUAGAACAGGUAUAGCAGAGUUGGAAGUCCAAACGCCUUACUACACUGGACCUGUGAGAGCACUCUGUUUCAAAUCUCCAAUAUGGGACCUGGUUAUCGGUAACAUAGAGGGCGCUAGGGAACCCUUUAACCCCGACCUAGGUCAAGAUGGAGGGCGGUCGAACAUGGUGAACAAUCGUUAUUUGUAUAGAGGAACCCCAUGUAAUGAAACAGUGUCAGAGUUACAGAGACACAAUAAGGCAGGGAGGCAGUUUCAUGCCCCCAUAAGGCCGGGUUUCCAAGAAAAGAGUAACUCGAUUGAUGCGGUGCAGGGCGUUGUGACAAGGUCCCAGUUUUGGGGUGGGGACAAACUCAAGGCACCUCUUAAGGUCCUAACACGCCCAAAUAAUACAUUGGUCACGACAGAAGAGUUAAAAGCAGCACAAAAACGUGAUCCAACUUUGAAGCGAGCCCGGGAAUUGGCUACGAAGGGAGUGGAAAUCAAUACAGGCACUUCAAAUAUCUGUCGUUUCCUUUUUAAAAAAGGAUUGUUGUAUCGUCAUUUCCACUCUCCGUCAUUAGAAUUUGGGAGGACUUUUAAACAACUGGUGGUGCCAUCAGCUUUUCGUCUGGAAGUUAUGAAGCUGGGGCAUGACUCAAUCCUUGCAGGCCAUUUGGGUACCCAGAAAACUAUCAAUAAGAUUUUUACCCAGUUUUAUUGGCCAGCAAUGCAUGAACAAAUUAAAAGAUAUUGUCGAUCAUGCGACAUUUGUCAACGUACCAUCCCAAAAGGGAAAAUAGGGAAGGUCCCUCUUGGUACAAUGCCAUUAAUAGAUGUACCAUUUAAAAGGGUGGCGAUGGAUCUUGUAGGGCCCAUCAAACCAGCCACUACAAAGGGUCAUCAAUAUAUCUUAACUGUGGUCGAUUACGCAACUCGUUACCCAGAGGCUACACCUCUGAAACGGAUUUCAACAGAAGUUGUAGCUGAGGCAUUAUUCACUAUAUAUUGUAGAGUAGGAUUUCCAGAACAAGUACUUACAGACCAGGGUACACAGUUUGUGAGUGAUGUGAUGAGGGAGGUCAGUAGGCUGUUGUCAAUCAAGCAGCUAACCACUACUCCAUACCACCCUCAAUGCAAUGGCCUUGUAGAGCGUUUUAACGCCACUUUAAAGGGCAUGCUCAAGCGCAUGUGUAGUGAACGCCCGAAAGAUUGGGAUCGGUAUAUAGCACCUUUGUUGUUUGCGUACCGCGAGGCUCCUCAGGCUAGUUUAGGCUUUUCCCCCUUCAAACUAUUGUAUGGCAGGACCGUAAGAGGCCCUAUGACCAUACUUAGAGAAUUGUGGACAGGGGAGGCUACCAGUCCUGAAGUCCUCAAUACCUAUGAGUAUGUGCUUAAUCUGAGAAAUCGAUUAGAAACUACUUGUCAGAUAGCACAGCAGGAACUAACAAAGUCAAGUGAGAGGUAUAGAUCGCAUUUCGACAAAAAAACUAAACCUCGGAAGUUCGAAGUUGGUGACCAGGUUUUGCUUUUGCUACCCACCUCUGCAGACAAACUGCGUAUGCAAUGGCAAGGUCCAUAUAAAAUUAAAGAGCGGGUAGGGCAGGUGGACUAUCGCAUAGACAAAAAUGGUAAACUGAAGUUGUAUCAUAUCAACAUGUUAAAAAAGUAUGAGGAAAGAAGGAGUUUUGACAACUGUGAGAAAGAUUCUAUCACACAUUCAGAAGUGGGUACUGCAGGGCUAUUAACAUGCGUAUCUACUGGCAUGGUUGUAACCCCACCAGAUGAUCAGAGAGAGGAUGGUCCUGAAUGUCGGUCUCCUGACAUAAUAGAAUUUGUGCCCCUUUUAGGGGAGGAGACAAUUGAAGAUGUGCAUUUAGGCCCAGAUCUCUUGGAGAGUCAGGUAAUGGAAAUCAAAUUAAUUUUGAGAAAGUUUACAAAAACUUUAACAGACUUGCCUGGACAGUCGAAGGUUGGGUGCCAUGAUAUAAAGUUGACGACAGAUCAACCAAUCAAGUGCAAGGCAUAUGCAAACCCCUUCGCAACCCAGAAGUUGGUCAUUAAGGAAGUGGAAGAUAUGUUAAAGAUGGGCAUCAUAGAACUGUCAGAUUCACCCUAUGCUGCUCCUAUUGUCUUGAUUAAGAAAAAAGACGGAAAGAUUCGUUUUUGUACAGACUUCCGUCGUCUUAAUCAAAUAACAGUCUUCGAUGCCGAACCAAUGCCUAACCCUGAGGAGUUAUUCUCCAAUCUUGCUGAGGGUCGAUACUUGACAAAACUUGACUUGACCAAGGGUUUUUGGCAAAUACCCUUGACCCCUGGGUCAAAACCUAAAACUGCUUUUCUCACUCCACUUGGGUUGUUCCAGUAUAGGGUUAUGCCCUUUGGCUUGGUCAAUAGUCCCAGUACGUUCUCGAGAAUGAUGAGGGUUAUUCUCGGGGGUAUGCAUGGAAAGGUCGUCAAUCUGGUAGACGAUAUAUUGAUAUACAAUAAACUAUGGGAAGAUCAUGUAUGCACCCUUGUUGAGGUUCUACAGCGUCUUCAAGAGGCUGGUUUAACAGUUAAACCAUCAACAUGUUAUAUUGGUUUUUCUCAACUUGAAUUUGUCGGCCACGUCGUAGGGCAUGGUGAGUUGCGGACCAUGCCCAGUAAAAUCAAUGCCAUGCAAAAUGCGCGAAGACCAGAAACAGUUACCCAAGUAAGGGCCCUGCUAGGAUAUGCGGGAUAUUAUCGCAAAUUUGUACCCAAUUUCACAGCUAUCGCUGCUCCUUUGUACGAUCUAACCCGAAAAGGUCUGCCGAAAAAAGUAAUUUGGGAGAAGGUUCAUCAGCUCGCCUUUGAACAACUAAAACAUGCUCUUAGCAAUCCCCCAAUCCUUAAAUUGCCAGACUUUAAUCGUACAUUUGUUCUGAGAACUGAUGCUGUUGAAGUGGUGCUAGGGGCGGUUCUGCUUCAAUAUUACGAUGAAGUAGCCUUUCCUGUGGCAUUUGCAAGCCGAAAACUAACUAAAGCAGAG